AUGGGAGAGCUUCUAUCUUCUAGUUACGAAGUGGGCAAGAGGCUUCUGCCGCAAGCUGUCGAUUAUUUGGGCGAAUUUCAUCCUCAAAAGCUAUUCGCCACUUAUCAUGGGGGUGGGGACGACUAUCAAACAGGGUGGAUAGACUUGAAUUUCGAUCAACUCGCAAAAGCGGUUGACUGGACUUCCUGGUGGAUUGAAAAGAUACUGGGGAAAAGUACGAACCUGGAAGUUGUUGCAUAUAUGGGCGCAAAGGAUGUGCGGUACAGUAUCUUUACCACCGCGAGCAUCAAAACGGGCCGCGCGAGUCUGCUACCCUCUCCUAGAGGCUCGAUUGAGGGCUUCGUGUACCUUAUCACGCAAAGCGGUUGCAAGGAUUUUUUCUUUAGCUCAGAACAGCAGACUAAAGUACGGGAGGUGAAAGCCCGUGUUAAAGACGUCCGGUUUUGGCAGACCCCAACAUUGGCAGAAAUGCUAGCGGGUCGGACUGUCCCGUAUCCCUUCUCAAAAACCUUUGAUGAAGCCGAAAAUGACUGGGCUAUUAUCAUUCACAGCUCUGGUUCCACAGGACUUCCAAAGCUUGUUCCAAUGACGAACGGGUAUCUUGCCGUUCAAGAUAGAUUUUCUCUCAUUCCAGAAAUGCCUGAUGGGCGUCGUGCCAUCUGGACAGUCAUGGCGCCAGACGAGCGGUGCUUAUGUAUCAACCCUCUGUUCCAUUUAAUGGGUUUAAACAUGUUGCAGGAAUCUAUAUUCCAUGGCAUUCCCACGAUACUAGGGCCUGAUCGACCUAUGACCGCGGAAAUACUAGCAGAUAUUCUCACUACUACUAAACCUACUAUAGGGAUUCUUCCUCCCUCACUUAUUGAGGACCUGAGCCGAUCUGAGGUAGGCAGAGUUGCACUUUCAUCUCUCCGAACAACUAUCACUGGCGGCGCCGCGCUCUCACAGGAUGUGGCGGCUCGCAUUUCGAAGCUUACUAGACUGGUAAGUGUCUACGGCGCUAGUGAGAUAGGGACUGUCGCAUGUUUGAUACCGAAAUCUAAGGAUGACUAUAACUAUCUCGAAUGGCAUCCGAAGUAUGGGAUAAUUAUGGACCCCGUCGACGAUGGCUUAUACGAGGCUGUUCUACGUCGGAGUUCUACUAGCGACUUUCAGGCUGUAUGGCACAGUUUUCCUGAGCUCCAAGAAUAUAGGACAAAUGACCUCUUUACUAAACACCCUGAACGAGAAGGUCUCUGGCUUUACACUGGCCGCAGGGAUGAUGUUAUUGUACUCAGUAAUGGGGAGAAGUUCAAUCCGAUCAACAUGGAAAAGUAUAUCGAGGAGCACCCUAGCGUUAAGCGAGCACUCGUCAUCGGACAGUCUAGAUUCCAAGCCGCAUUACUGGUAGAGCCGGACUGGGCGACAUUAGAUGACAAGCAAUCGGAAGAUGUCUUCAUUGACAAUAUCUGGGCGCACGUGGAAAUGGCCAACCUGCUUGUAGCGAGUCACGGCCGAAUCAUGAAAUCGCACAUAAGUUGCACCGCCCGAGACCUACCAUUUAAAACAACACCAAAAGGAAAUACUCAGCGCAAGGCGGUUUGUGAAGAGUAUGCCAAAAGGAUUGACGACAUCUAUACGCGAGGAGAAGUCAUCGAUAAUGCGGUCUUGCCAGAGCACGCAAGUGUGGAGCAGAUAGCAGACUUUGUUCUUCAAGUCGUUUCGGAGUCAUUGGAAGGCACUCCAAUCUCGCCCACAUCGGACUUAUUCUCUUCGGGACUCGAUUCAUUACAAACACAGCGUCUUGCUAAAGUUCUCCAAGGUACCAUCGUCAAAAUUGAUAGUAGCAAAAAGGAUGCCAUCACUGCAGCCACGCUCUACAAGAUACCUACAGCGUCAAAAAUUGCGAAGUUCAUCUAUGAUCUCCUUAAUGCUGAUGGUACAAGCGAUUCCAGCCCGACCGUUCAUGAAUCAAGUGCAUAUCAAGAGAAAGCGGUGGAUAGAUUGGUGCAGAAAUAUACUGCCAGUCUCCCCCGAGACCCAAUCAAUAUACCCACAUUUCCCAAGAAGAAUACUGUUAUCCUAACCGGGAGCACCGGUUUUCUGGGAAAUUAUUUACUUGAUCGGCUGCUUCGGGAUCCCCUUGUCGCACACAUAUAUUGCCUCAACCGAGCGGCUGAUGCCUUUGCUAGAACUAAGGCAAGUUUCGAACAGAAGGAGCUUGACUUUUCUCAGGAGGUACAAUCGAAAGUUAGUUUCUGGCAAGCUCAGUUCGGCGAGGAGAGGUUUGGUUUGGGUGAAAAGGAAUACGAUCUAAUACGACUUUCUACAACCCUUGUUAUCCAUAACGCCUGGAAAGUCGACUUCAAACACUCCCUGGAAUCAUUCGAGAGUACACACAUAUCUGGGGUACGCAGACUCAUCGACUUCUGUCUUGCAAGUCCACUUCACCCUCACCUGAAUUUUGUUUCCUCCGUAUCGACAAUCGGACGUUGGGAUUAUAAAAAUGGACCAUCAUGCCCUGAAUCUCCGCACAACACUAUUGAUAUUGUUGUUCCCUCAGGCUAUGGGUUGUCUAAAUAUACUGCGGAGCGUAUCUUCCAUGUCUCGGCUCAGCUAUGUGGUGUGCCAAGUACUAUCAUCCGAGUUGGACAAAUUGGAGGCCCAACCGUUGGGCCUGGUUAUUGGAACAAAACAGACUGGAUUCCAAUGCUCAUCAAGACGUCUCAGGCAAUAGCAGCGGUUCCAGACACGCUUUCAUAUAUGCCAGUCGACUUUGUUCCCGGUGACAUGGCUGCAAGUGUGGUUGUGGAAUUCGCUCAAGCGCGCCAAACUUCUCAGAAUGAAUCCCGGUGUGAAUUUUUUCACCUAAUCAACCCUACUCGUGUCACCUGGGAAAGUCUCUUACCAGCGAUACAUCGCCGCUUCGCGGCCAAGGUCGUCUCUUUUACCGAGUGGGUCGAUAAAGUGAAAUUAAUCAAGCUAACCGAUAAUGCAAUUUCUGAGACGCCCGCAGUUAAAUUGGUUGACUUUCUCGAAGGUCUAGAGUCAUUGAGAGAUUGGAAACAGCCGCCAUGGGAGACCUUGCGUGCCCAGAAAGCUAGCAAAACGUUGAGAGAUCUACCGCCAUUCAAUGCGGAUCUAAUGGCCUUAUAUUUGCGGCAGUGGAAUUUCUGA
Messenger RNA from Exophiala aquamarina CBS 119918, 3153 nucleotides. RefSeq lists its product as uncharacterized. Bases 1 to 3153 code for a protein of 1050 amino acids. Lineage: Eukaryota; Fungi; Ascomycota; Eurotiomycetes; Chaetothyriales; Herpotrichiellaceae. The transcript is spliced from 4 exons. The record is from RefSeq and is a predicted model, not a curated record.